AGAAAAAUAUAUUUAUUGAAAUUAUUAUUUCAUUACUCAAACGAAGCACCACAUGAAAACGAAAUUGAAAAUCAAUUAAUCAAACGUAAUAGGUUUUAAAAACGUAAGUAUGUCGUACUAGCACGUUUGUACUAGGUACGUAUAAAUCCCCACUUCUUAUGAAUGUCUAAGCCUUACAACGUAGAUAGAGCUAUACGAGAUAUCAUCGGCUUCAAUCUUCAGUAGUGGUUUAACGACUUAUCUCUUUAGAGGUAGAUAUAUGCGAACCUAUUGGUGUAUUGAAAUAUUGUGAUUGUGCUUUACGAUCUAUAUAUUAUAUAGUGAGAUUAAUAUAUUUGAUGAUAAAAUUUGGCCUUUCACGAGUAACUUUUUUCGCUCACAACAGUGUUAUCUUCGACUACAGCUGGUUGUUGUAUAACGUUACGAAACAUUUAUACUUUCAUUUCGAUCUACGAAAAAAUAAAGAACAAAGUAUAUAUAAGAAACAGAGUAUAUAAUGAACUGAUAAUUAUGCGCAUUCUUAUCUAACUUUAAAAGCAAAAAAAAAGACAAGAUAAAAGUGUGAGCUUCGAAAAAACGAAAAGUAAAGUGAUCGAUACAAAUUUCAGUGACUGUGUGAUACGAAAGUGCAAAAGACUAUUAAAUGGUUAUCUGAAAAUUAAACGAUUCGUAAAUUAUUACGGAUAUAAAAGUUUGUAUUGUUCUUCAAUCAGAAGAAAAAACAAUAGAAAUUAUUAUUUAGUUUGAGACAGAAUAUUUAAGAGAAUAUUUUUUUCUUCAUUUCAUUUUUCUCUUUCAUGAUUGAGAUAUGCCUGGAAUAAUGAAUCUAGGAUUUGAAGAGAACGAGUUAGAAAAUCUAGAAAGUGGCACGCAGAAUAAGAAAUCGUACGAGAAAGAAGAGUCUAUCUUUCCUAUACAGGAGGACAAUGUAUCCAAAAAGAAAUUCGACUUACUUGUGACGACACGUAAUGCCAUGGAAGCAUACAUUUCGAGGCAUCGAAGAAUUGUCAAAUUUCUAGCCUUGAUACUGUUAAAUAGUCUCGUAGUGAUCUACUUUGCCUUUGCCACCAACUAUUGGGUCAAAAACAAAGAAUGUAUGACAUUGAACGUAUUGUUAACGUUGUUCCUUAUAUACAUGAUUUUCAUUCCUAUAAAAAAAGAACUAACAAUUAAGAUAAGUGACUUCCUUAAUUUCGUUCUUGUUUUUUCUUUUCUUUUUUUUUUUCUUCUUUUAGCAAAGGAUUGCGGUUUCUGCUGGUGUACCGGUUAUGGUAUGCUCUUGUUACUCUUGGGUUUCACAUAUACCGGAUUAUUUUAUUACUGUGUAAUUAAGCGAUAUUUUGCAAAAUCUAUUUGUCGUUUCUUUGGACCGGUUGGAAGAUUUAUUGAAAGGCUAAAAAAGACAAGAUAUGGAUUUCGAAUGUUCGUAACACUGAUAUAUUUGUUAAUACUCACGGCCAUCGUUGCCUUUCUCAUCAUCGAUACCUUACAUUCGACGAAUAGACUGAUCAGUGGCCUUGGUGUCGUAAUCCUAUUGCUUCUAGGAUGGAUAUUCUCAAAACAUCGGGCUCACAUCAAUUGGAGACCAGUUUUGUGUGGUAUAAUAAUGCAAUUUUUAUUCGGUUUAUUUACCAUACGUUGGUCCGUCGGCCGAAAUAUUUUUGAUUGCAUUUCAAACAAAAUAACGACCUUUUUGGAUUACGCGAAAGAAGGCGAUGAAUUUAUUUUCUCAGAGGAACUUGUUCAAAAAGGAAUUUUCGCUUUUUCGGUCAUUCCAGUUAUUUUCUUCUUUAGCUGUUUCAUUCAAAUAUUAUAUUAUAUUGGAGUUAUGCAGUGGGUGGUUAUGAAAUUUGGAUGGGGUUUGCAAUGUAUCAUGGGAACCACGAUAUGCGAAUCGUUGAAUAGUGUAUCAAAUACAUUCAUUGGAAUGACCGAAUCUCUUUUAUUGAUAAAACCAUAUGUCAGUAAACUGACAUCUUCCGAAAUUCAUGCCGUUAUGUGUUCUGGGUUUGCCUCGGUUUCAGGUAGUGUUUUUGCUGCAUAUGUCAAAUUUGGUGCCGAUCCGGCACAUUUACUGAUAGCAUCAGUAAUGUCAGCCCCGGCUGCCCUUUGUUAUUCUAAAUUAUUUUAUCCUGAGACAGAGGAAAGUCAAACCAAUUCGGACAACAUCCAAUUGGAGAAAUCAAAUGAUUCUGGAAUUUUGGAUGCUGCGAGUAAUGGAGCACUGGCAGCAAUUCCUGUAAUACUUGGUAUAAUAGCUAAUAUUAUAGCUUUUAUAUCAUUUGUUGCCUUCAUCAAUGGUCUACUCUUUUGGUUCGGUCAACUUUUGGGAUUUAACGAUUGGAAGUUCCAGUAUUUCUUAUCAAAAAUUUUUAUGCCAUUGAGUUGGAUCAUGGGUGUACCGUGGAAUGAAUGCGAAGAUGUUGGAUACUUGAUAGGAAUAAAGACUGUCAUUAAUGAAUUCAUCGCUUAUAAAGAACUUGGAAUAUAUAAAGAACAGAAUAGACUUUCUAGUAGAUCUGAAGCCAUUGCCACCUAUGCCCUUUGUGGAUUUUCUAAUCCUGCAUGCAUCGGUAUCAUGAUUGGUUCUUUAAGCAAUUUAGCACCAAAUAAGAAAAAAGAGAUCACUGAUGUUACAAUAAGAGCAUUUAUCUCUGGCAGUGCUGUUUGUUUUCUCACAGCUUCUGUUGCCGGUAUGCUGAUAGACGAUACUUCCUCUCAUAUGGUUAAUGUAACUUCCAAUUAUACUCUCGAGUAUUAACAAAAAAUCUGGUUACAUAACCUAUACGUCUAGUUGCAAUAUUAUUUAUUGUCUCGAUUUAAACAAGGACAUUGUAAAUAACUUCUAGAAGCAUUUAUAAAUGAAAGACAAUGCAAUAUGAUUCAUUUACCAUGUACAUUUUUCCAUAAAGAUUAUUAUUGUAUAAACGUUCAUUAAUUUUAUAAAUAUAAUAUAUGACGUAGUUACUCGAAGGAAAAUUAAUUCGUGUUCUUUGUUAUCAAAAUGCAUGAAAGGAAUGUUUUAUUUUUUCGGUAUAUGAUAUGCUAUGGCUGAGAAAGACGUUCGCAUGCUAACGUCUAUUUGUACGUAUUCAGUUAAUAUAAUUAUAAAUUGUUAUAUAACGUAAAUAUUACAAAACGAGCGUGCUUGUAUAUAGUGAUCUGUAAUAUUGUUUACCAAGGUGAUUCAAUAACUUUAUUAUAAAGUAUUAAUGUUAAUUUGCUUGUUCAAUAAUUUUAGAUAAGUAGGAUGUUAAUUGAUUAUCAAAAUCAAUGGUUGUAAGGCCAUUUCUGAGAAUCUGUUACACAGAUACUCAUAUUAUAAAAUAAAAUUUAAAAAUUAAACAAGAAUUAUCCUUGUAUCACCAAUAGUUAUCCUGAUAAAUAUUUGUGAUAAAGCUACUGAAACACCCUGUAUAAUAACGCAAUUAUCAUUGAUUGCGUUUCACAAACAUUUAUACUUUGCGAAUUCAACCAAAGCUGGUGAAAGCUGACGUAUAGACUUUCAGUUAAUCACAAUACUUUCCUUUUCAUGGCAAGGUGUGCAGCUGAUGCAAUUCAAAUAAAGUAUGAGUACGAUUGAGUACAUCGACAGUAACUUCAAGCAUUUUUGGUAGAAUAUCUACAUUUCGUUGUACAUUCACACCGCAAACCUGUGCAUCGUUGAUUGUGAUUUUUAAAUGUAUCAUCAAAUAUAAAAAUAUAAUAAUAAAAUAAAUUACAUAAUGUA
This is a messenger RNA of Vespa velutina, 3730 nucleotides long. RefSeq names its product solute carrier family 28 member 3-like (gene CNT2). Gene Ontology annotation, cellular component: membrane. The record is from RefSeq and is a predicted model, not a curated record. Gene Ontology annotation, biological process: nucleoside transmembrane transport. The coding region runs from base 809 to 2761 and encodes 650 amino acids. The transcript has 12 exons. Gene Ontology annotation, molecular function: nucleoside:sodium symporter activity. Lineage: Eukaryota; Metazoa; Arthropoda; Insecta; Hymenoptera; Vespidae.